UGAAACCGAAACACACUCGGACCGAAACCCCACAACGUCCAACUGCGUCUAUAAAUUAUAAUUGACGAAACAAAACAACGACAGCCGUACAAUUCCUCCAAUACUCGUUUGAACCGUUUACUGGCGGUUUAGCUUAAACCUUUACUUUACCCACCAACCGAAUAUUCCUCCCGAGUAUUCCAAUUGUUUUCUUCUAUAUAACCCACACACCAAAACUCACGAGAACCCAAAAAACCUGCAACAACCAAAGAAACCCCGAAAAACCAAAAUUCAGAGGCUCUCGGAGAGCAAGAGAGACAAACCAAAAACCACACACAACACAACCAUCAACCUACAGAGCCCAAAAUCCCCCCAAAUGUAUGACACAUUGAAGGACUCCUACCAACUGUUUGAAGAAAUCGGCCGCGGCCGAUUCGGCACAAUCAUCCGAGCUUUCUGCCCCAACUCGGCCGAGUUCGUCGCCUGCAAAAUCAUCGACAAAUCGGGCCUCACUGAUGCCCAAGACCGCGCCUGCCUCGAGAAAGAGCCCAAGAUCAUGAGCCUUCUCGCUCCUCACCCCAACAUUCUCAAGCUCUUCAACGUCUUCGAAAACGACGACUCUUUGGCCAUGGUGCUCGAGCUCUGCGAACCCACUACUCUCUACGACCGGAUCAUCAAGCGCCCGCUCUCCGAACCCGAAGCCGCCUCCAUCAUCAAGCAGCUUCUCGAAGCGAUUUCGCAUUGCCACAGGGUCGGCGUCGUUCACAGGGACCUGAAGCCGGAGAACAUUCUGUUCGACUCCAGGAACAAUUUGAAGCUCGCGGACUUCGGGUCGGCGGAGUGGGUCAGUGAGGGAGGGUCCAUGGAGGGCGUGGUGGGCACGCCAUACAGAGCGUACAAUGAGAAGGUCGAUGUUUGGAGCGCCGGCGUGAUGCUGUACAUAAUGCUCGGUGGGAUUCCGCCGUUUUACGGUGAGUCGGCUUCCGAGAUUUUCGAGGCCGUUUUGAGAGGGAAUUUGAGAUUUCCUCCGAAAGUUUUCCGAUCUGUGUCUCCGGCUGCUAAGGAUCUGUUGAGGAAGAUGAUUUGCAGAGACGUUUCCAGGAGAUUCUCCGCUGACCAGGCACUUAGGCACCCAUGGAUCUUAAGUGGUGGAGAGGCAAAUCCAAUAGACUGAUCUGACUUGGUUCGAAGAUAUCAUAUAAAAGCGCACCAGUCAGAGCCAACCCAAGUACAUAUAACAUAUAUCCCAAGUUCCCAACCAUGUGAAUAUAAGCGAGCCCACUUUCCCUCUCUUAGAGCACAAAAACCCUGAUGUAAUGGAUGGAUCCAGAGACCCCCUCCCCCCUCUUCCAAUCAAGAGCUAGAAAAAGAGAAAUAGAAGAUCAGUCUGAGAGAAAGAUGCCCCUGCACAUGAAGCUCUUGGAAGGGUUUUUCUUUUUUGUUAGUUUUUUCUCUUUUUUUUUUUCUUCAAGAAAAAAAGAAAAAGAAAAAGUUGUGAGAGAAUCUGAGAUUGUAGAUACGUAUCAUGGGGUUUAUGAGGAUCCUGUCUUUCCCCGCCUUCUCUGGAUUUUUUUUUGGGUCAGAGAGAGAUUAGGAAGUGAGAAAGCAAAACCACUCCCAUCCCAUAGGCUACGGUACUUUAUCAUCUACUCUUUUUGAGUGUAAAAGCAUGUUUUGUGUACGGAAAAUGUGUGUGUUUUGAGUUGGAAUCUGAGUUUCUUUCUUUUUGUUUGUAUGGAGAUUGGAAUCUGAGUUUCUUUCGUCUCCCUUUCCUGGUGGAAUAAAACGUGUCUUUAAUGUAGGCAUUUCGGUAUAUGCCUUUAAA
Messenger RNA from Prunus mume (Japanese apricot), 1804 nucleotides. RefSeq names its product phosphoenolpyruvate carboxylase kinase 1 (gene PPCK1). Gene Ontology annotation, biological process: protein phosphorylation. The record is from RefSeq and is a predicted model, not a curated record. Gene Ontology annotation, molecular function: ATP binding; protein kinase activity. Lineage: Eukaryota; Viridiplantae; Streptophyta; Magnoliopsida; Rosales; Rosaceae.